AUGAAACCCCUAGUGGUGCCGUUUGCGUACCCCGACCCUAAUGGGAACGCGUACUCCUGCGAAGAGCUUGAAGAACGGGCACUACGUCGCUAUUGCUUUUGGGAUGCGCCCACCACUGUCGAAUGGUUUCAGGCUCGCGGAUAUACCCUCUACAAAAGAUUCAGUUUGGAUCCAAAAGACCAAACCAGUCCAGACCCUUCGUGGACGGCACCUCGAAUUGAAAGUAGGUGCGAAAGUAACGGUCAAUAUCCCUAUGCAUUUUACGACAACUUCAAGAUGGAAGAGGACGAGCCUGAUUUGGCCGCCGUCGAGGAAUCGGGCUCCGUCGUGUUUGCUCAAGAUCAGCAAGGCCACCAGGUUGCAAUAAAGCUGGUCCCAAAUGACUCGGAUGAAAUUCGAAUUUACCGGCUCAUCUACGCUCAGGACAUCGAAACCCUCAAGGAACGUUGUAUUCUUCCUGUCCUGAACAUUUUAUCCUCGACGACCCACAGCUUUGUAGUGAUGCCUCGCUGGGGCGCUUACCCCAUCGACCCAGCCCUUGCUUCAUUGUCGGAACUUGUUGAGUUUAUACAUUGUCUGCUCAAGGGCUUGGUAUUUCUUCAUAAGAAUAAUAUUGCUCACAGGGACAUUUCGUUCCGAAAUAUUGUCAUGAAUCACUUCUCAAGCCAACCAAGCAUGUACGCAAACGAGGCGCGAAGGAAACUCCGGGGAGACAAACUGGCUUCGUACGCCAUUAUUGAUUACAACAUCUCCGUGAUAGCACCUGAGGGAGUCGAGCGGUCAAAAUUCCUGCUACCUGCUGAAUUGUCGAGGGAUAGUGCGAAUGGGGUCCCUGACACUGAGCAGGGUGAGCUAGACUACGAUCCAUUUGCAUGGGACGUGGGUACCUUAGGAGCUAUCCUGUCCACUCAAUACCAGUACUUCUGCGGAGACCUGCCGUUACUGGCUCCCUUACUUGAUUCAAUGACCACUAGGGACGUCUCCCGAAGGUUUACCGCAGCUCAGGCGCUCGAAUUCUUCGAAACGGAAGUCUCUUUGCUGGACAAGGACGCGCUGUUGACGCCUAUCCGUAUGCCCAAUUACAGAAAGCACCACGAGGUGUAUGAUCGGUGGAAGGACAUCCCUGAGCCGCUGGCUAUCAAGUGGAGGGACUAUCGGUGCGCAAAGAUCACUCGCUGGACUUAUUUCCUGAGGUGGAUGUGUGUGGGGAAUGGGAGAGGGGAGAAGUUGGUCAUGACCAUACGUAGGGCAGCUCGGCUUGUGUUCUGGCUUUUGGAGCCAGAUAGACAACGGUUGCUCUGA
Coprinopsis cinerea okayama7#130 is the source of this 1302-nucleotide messenger RNA. RefSeq names its product other/AgaK1 protein kinase. NCBI's taxonomy places the organism in Eukaryota, Fungi, Basidiomycota, Agaricomycetes, Agaricales, Psathyrellaceae. The record is from RefSeq and is a predicted model, not a curated record. Gene Ontology annotation, cellular component: nucleus; cytoplasm. The transcript has 7 exons. Bases 1 to 1302 code for a protein of 433 amino acids. Gene Ontology annotation, molecular function: protein serine/threonine kinase activity; ATP binding. Gene Ontology annotation, biological process: protein phosphorylation; mitotic DNA damage checkpoint signaling.